UGCUGUUCCUCUUCGUAUCUCUAUCGGUCCGCAAUCAGUGCUGGAGACGCCAUGGCUCAACAAGCGACGGCGCGCAUUCUGAUCUACUCUGCCACCCGCGGUUAUCGACAUGACUCUAUUCCUACGUCGAUCGAGGCAUUGCAGGCGAAGGCCGCUUCUAUCAACGUCCAGUUCGAUGCCACGGAAGAUCAGUCAUGGUUCACGAAUAAUCGCUUGAAGGAGUACGAUGCGCUCUUGUUUCUGAACAACUCUGGUGAAAUCCUCGAUGAGCCCGGCAAGGCUGCAUUGCAGAAAUACCUGGACUUCGGAGGCAACUUCAUCGGCGUGCACUGCGCAUCUGCUUGUCCUUACAAUGAUGAAUUCUUCAAGAGAGAAGUCGGUGCCCUCUUUGACUAUCAUCCUGAUAUCUGCACGGCGGUCUAUGAAGUCGCCGGCCCUUCGCAUCCUAGUACGAGUAUGCUGCCUGCCCGCUGGGAGCUAUACGAUGAGGCGUACAAUUUCAUGUCCGAUCCGCGCGAAGUCGGCGCAACGGUAGUGCUCACGGUCGACGAGUCCAGCUACAAAGACACCGGAGAGAGAAAGUAUAAUCACGGGACCCCACACCCCACUGCGUGGUUCCAGGAACGCGGAGCCGGUGUACAAGCUGGCGGGAUUGCUGGUCGUAGCUUCUACACUAGCCUUGGGCACUGCAUCGAGACAUGGCAGAAUGAGGUUUUCCUUGCGCAUGUCUUGGGCGGUAUCCAAUGGGCCAUUCAGUCGGGUACGACGAAGGCGUUCAACCCUAAUGCUUUGGUGGGAAACUCUGCCGCUACCUCAACCUGAUUGCGGUUCAUCCGCAUCCUUAACGAGCCUCUAUCCACUGCGGUCGGCGCUCAUGUACCAUUAUCGUCUCACUACCAUCUUUUUCCCGGAUGUGCUCCGUCUGUACUACACUUUCCACUUGAUUGAUGCUACACGAGUGUUCGGCC
Laetiporus sulphureus 93-53 is the source of this 968-nucleotide messenger RNA. Its product is annotated as class I glutamine amidotransferase-like protein. The transcript has 8 exons. Bases 52 to 822 code for a protein of 256 amino acids. Lineage: Eukaryota; Fungi; Basidiomycota; Agaricomycetes; Polyporales; Laetiporaceae. The record is from RefSeq and is a predicted model, not a curated record.